AUGUUGAAAAGCGGUUUAGCAGCUCCCAGUAGCCGGGGCGAACGCCGGCGGAAAGUUCACGCCUGGGAACGAGCGCCCGGAGGGGAUCUCUGUGAGGCUCGUGAUGAUGAGACACAGACACAGAACAGAGGAGCGUUGUUCACCCGUCGGUCGGUUGCCAACGACUCAGCGGUGACGGUGGAGCCGCCGCAAAAGGAGGGGAGAAACCUCCUGUCUCGACCGAACUUGCCGUGUGAAACAUUCCGAAGUAUGCCUCCUGAUGUACAAAAACAUGCCCGUCUGGACUCUGGACGCGCCUGCGCGCCCAUUCCUUGCGGUUUGUUUGUUGUGAAAAGCAAACCGGUUCGCCUGAUUCUGACGCUGCGUAACCAGCUCGAACAGCAGCCAAACAUUCCGACUCGUUCUUCUCGCAGUAGUCACGCCUCCUGCAGGCUCUUAACCGGCAGAUCGACCACCCGCCGCUGCGUCAGACAGAUGCACGCCGGCGACCAUGCCAACUCGAGCAGAAAUUAG
This is a messenger RNA of Zasmidium cellare ATCC 36951, 513 nucleotides long. RefSeq lists its product as uncharacterized. Lineage: Eukaryota; Fungi; Ascomycota; Dothideomycetes; Mycosphaerellales; Mycosphaerellaceae. The coding region runs from base 1 to 513 and encodes 170 amino acids. The record is from RefSeq and is a predicted model, not a curated record. The transcript is spliced from 2 exons.